This is a messenger RNA of Linum trigynum, 1752 nucleotides long. NCBI's taxonomy places the organism in Eukaryota, Viridiplantae, Streptophyta, Magnoliopsida, Malpighiales, Linaceae. The record is from the annotation of a GenBank genome assembly.
AUGCUCACUUCUUUCGGCCAGCGCGCAUUUGUCCUGCGCCUCCAGGACUUGCCUUCACCAAGAUGGAAACAGUCUGCAACCAGGCACGGCUGCCAGAUCCUUGUCGACCAGUCACGCACCCUUAAGAUGUGGACUUGCCCUUCAGGCAGGCUGCAGAAGAGGCAAUGCAGGCUAACACUUUCCAGCUUCCCCUCCAAAUUUGCACAGUUCUCCUCCAUACCCAGAAGAGGGAAAUUCUUACAGCUCGAAGAGAAUGUCAAGAAACCAGCAUAUAUGGCGAGGCAAGUAAACCAGUGCGACGGGAUCUCCAUUGCUACUGAUCUCAUCGACUUCUUGAAUGCUUCCCCCACAGCUUUUCAUGCCGUUGACGAGGCGAAGAGGCGAUUGAGAAAUGUGGGAUUCGAGCAGGUGUCCGAGAAGGAAGAUUGGAAAUUGGAAGCUGGAAAGCGCUACUUCUUCACUCGGAACCACUCCACCAUCGUUGCUUUUGCCAUUGGUAACAGGUAUGUUGCUGGCAAUGGAUUCCACGUAAUUGGUGCUCAUAGUGAUAGUCCUUGUUUAAAGCUGAAGCCUGUCUCCAAGGUAACAAAAGCUGGUUACUUAGAAGUUGGAGUGCAACUAUAUGGAGGAGGUCUAUGGCAUACAUGGUUCGACCGUGACUUGACAGUGGCAGGGCGGGUUAUAGUGAGAGAGGAUAAGAAUGGCACUAUUUCCUACUCACAUAAACUAGUUAGGAUUGAGGAACCUAUUAUUCGGAUCCCUACUAUUGCAAUUCACCUAGACAGGACUGUUAAUAGUGAGGGAUUUAAAAUUAACACACAGAGCCAUCUGCUACCAGUCUUGGCUACACUAGUUAAGGCCGAGCUUAACAAAGUGGCAGUUGAAAGUGGCCGUGCUGAAAGUAGGGAAAACAAUAAUGAACAAAUAUCCACUGAAGACAGUGGAAAAGGUAACUUGAAGCAUCAUCUAGUUCUAUUACAGAUCAUUGCAAGUAAAAUCGGGUGUAAACCAGAUGAUAUAUGUGAUUUUGAACUGCAAGCUUGUGAUACACAGCCAAGUGCAAUAGGUGGUGCUUUGAAGGAGUUCAUAUUCUCUGGAAGGCUUGAUAAUCUGUGCAUGUCAUUUUGCUCAUUACAGGCGUUGAUAGAUGCAACAUCUACGGAAAGUGAGCUGGAAGACGAGAGUGGGGUUAGAGUGGUGGCAUUGUUUGAUCAUGAGGAGGUUGGAUCUGAGUCGGCACAAGGAGCUGGAUCUCCUGUCAUGCUAGAUGCUCUAUCACGAAUCACAAGCUCCUUCAGCUCAGAUUCCAAUCUUCUUCAAAGGGCAAUCCAGAGUAGCUUCCUUGUGUCUGCUGACAUGGCCCACGCAAUUCAUCCUAACUAUUCGGACAAACACGAAGAAUAUCAUCAGCCCAAGUUGCAUGGAGGCUUGGUGAUUAAACACAAUGCUAAUCAACGCUAUGCAACAAAUGCAGUAACCUCUUUCAUUUUUAGGGAGAUAGCAUCAAAGCACAACCUUCCUGUUCAGGAUUUUGUGGUACGGAAUGAUAUGGGAUGUGGCUCAACCAUAGGUCGGAUCCUGGCCAGUGGGUUGGGUAUCCGUACAGUUGACGUGGGGGCUCCUCAGCUAUCCAUGCACAGCAUUAGAGAGAUGUGUGCAGUGGAUGAUGUGAAAUACGCGUAUGAGCAUUUUAAGGCAUUCUUCCAGGAGGUUGGUCACCUUCAUGCCAAGAUUCUGAUCGACGACAUUUGA